Necator americanus (New World hookworm) is the source of this 240-nucleotide messenger RNA. RefSeq lists its product as uncharacterized. Lineage: Eukaryota; Metazoa; Nematoda; Chromadorea; Rhabditida; Ancylostomatidae. The record is from RefSeq and is a predicted model, not a curated record. The coding region runs from base 1 to 240 and encodes 79 amino acids. The transcript is spliced from 4 exons.
AUGUAUACUUCUGUAGCAACUCUUCAAAUCGCUAAGGAUCAUAAUCUUACGGAAUACGUGAUUUUUGGAGAUAGCAAGAAAUUCAUGAAGAAAUUGGCUGAGCAAUUGUAUAGGAACAACAGCAGUAAAGAUGGUAAAGAUUCCGUGUACUACUUGAAUUACACCGACGCCAAUCUUCGUUUCCGAAAACGAGUAAAAGAGGAGUUAUUUCUGCGAAAUUGGAAGCCAUUUCAAGUGUAG